Molecule: messenger RNA, 861 nt
Organism: Closterium sp. NIES-65
Lineage: Eukaryota; Viridiplantae; Streptophyta; Zygnematophyceae; Desmidiales; Closteriaceae
Source: the annotation of a GenBank genome assembly
AUGCCCCCACGCCGGAGCACGCGCGGCAAGGGGAAAGAUAGAUUUAGCGACGAUGAGCCUAUGGAGGACCCACCGUAUGUCGCAUGGAUGAAAGAGCAGAAGAAGCAGGGGAAGCCGUCCCCGUCAAUCAAGCAUAUGGCAAAGGCCAAGCGUGACUCCGCCGGCGCAUCCACUAGCGGAGGUGCACGGCGUGACUACGACGAUGGCGCCGACACUGACGUCAGCGACGACGAUCUCGAAGAGAUCGUCUCGGAAUCAGACAGCGAAGCCGAUUCCGACAACGACAAGGAUGGGAGCGACGACGACGGCCAGGAUGAGGACGGCGGCGAAGAGGCAAGCGGCGACGAACGCAGCACGCGCGCGUCGAAGAAGGACAAGCGCCCGCCUGCACCGCGCAAUAAGCGGGUGUGGUCGGACGCCGAGCUGGCCGUCCUUGCGGCCGCACGGUGGAACACAAAGGACGAUUUGAAAGCGAUGCAGGGCAAGCAAGGGAGUCAGUACUGGAUGAAACUGCGUGCACACAUCGUCGAAGGGGACGCCUCGUGGAACCGCGAUGAGGGGCAGAUGUCGAACGUGUGGAAACGCUUGGAGAAAAAGUACCUAAAAACGAAACGUGGUGAAGGGCAGAGCGGCGAGAAAGCAAUCAAGAAAAAGCCGUGGUGGGAGUACGUGUAUAAUCUCAAGAAGCACUCGGCCAAGGCGAAGGCUCACGCACUGGACGGAGGAGGCGCCGCCACCGUGGACGUCCCUGCAUACGCCCCGGCUGCGCCUCAGACGACGCCGGACCUCGCGCCACCUGUCGAUGCUACCGACGCCAACAUGGCGUUCACGGAGGAGGUGGCGGAGCAGCCCGAGCCUUAG